GUGCGAAUGACCUCAUCCGAAACCAUAAUCUCUGAGUGCAGCAAAAAUAUGAAGGCGUCCAAAACCAAGAGAGUCUGUCCAUAAAGUGGCAUGCGAUGAAUAUGAUUUCUUUCUUCAUGUAACAAAUGCGGAUUCUCCCCGCUUUCGCUGCUCAUUUUGUAGAUACAUGACGUAUGACCAAUACGAAGACAACAUAGUGAAACGUGUUGUUCCUUGGCAAACCGCCUAUCAACAGCUGAAGACUGUGCGGUAUAUGUCAAAAAUGCUCAUUUCUACAGUUGAAACCUCAACGAUAAAGGCGAAAAUGUUUGACCCUGCGCUGACAAUGAUGCGCGCAUUACGUUGACCAGGGAAAAUCUCACGGCGCUAGGACCGGGCUUUUCUGAGUGCGGAAAAUUCUAUAGGGAUCUCAGUUCCAUCAGAGGAGCUUGCAGCCAGAGAAGCUGACAGCCGCUGCGCAGAGCAUCACAGGGCAGCGAGCACACACUGCCCAGAACACAGACGAACCGGAUCCACCAGGGCACAAGUCCGGAGCCCUCCAUAUGGGCUCACAAUGCGCAGGAUUCGGGCCAACGCCAUCGCUAUUCUGACCGUCGCUUGGAUCCUGGGCACAUUUUAUUACCUGUGGCAGGACAAUAAACCACGUUCAUCCGCCUCUUCGGCGUCGCAGCCGCGGGCUGCAGGCGUUAAAUCGCACGGGCAGAAAGGGUCUGCCGGACGCGUGGAAAUACAUCGAGAGGAUCGGACCAUUCCACUGAUAGUCACUCAUGCCCCUCACGGGGAGCUGCAGAGCCAGCUGGUGGGCAGCUUUGAUGAGAAGGCCUACCUGUCCAGCAAGCAGCUGAAGCCUGGGGAGGACCCGUACAGGGAACAUGCCUUCAACCUGCAGGAGAGCGACCGCCUGGGCAGUGAGCGGCCCAUCAGAGACACACGCCACUACAGGUGCGCUUCGGUGAGUUUUGAUCCAGACCUGCCCCCCACCAGCAUCAUCAUCACGUUCCACAACGAGGCCCGGUCCACUCUCCUGCGCACCAUCAAGAGUGUGUUGAUGAGGAGUCCUCCCUCUCUGGUGCAGGAGAUUAUCCUGGUGGAUGACUUCAGCUCUGACCCGGAGGACUGCCAGCUGCUCGCCCAGAUCCCCAAAGUGCGCUGCCUACGGAACGGACGCCGCGAGGGGCUGAUUCGCUCGCGGGUGCGGGGAGCCAACGCUGCCUCGGCCACCGUCCUGACCUUCCUGGACAGCCACUGCGAGGUCAACGCGGACUGGCUGCAGCCCCUCAUCCAGAGGGUCAAGGAGGACCACACCAGGGUCGUCAGUCCCAUCAUCGAUGUCAUCAGUCUGGACAACUUUGCGUACCUGGCAGCCUCUGCUGACCUGAGGGGAGGGUUUGACUGGAGUUUGCACUUUAAGUGGGAGCAGAUCCCCAUUGAGCAGAAGAUGGCCAGGAACGACCCCACUCAGCCAAUCAAGACUCCUGUCAUUGCUGGUGGAAUCUUUGUGAUGGACAAAAGCUGGUUCAACCACCUGGGCCAGUACGACACACACAUGGACAUCUGGGGAGGGGAGAACUUUGAGCUGUCCUUCCGUGUGUGGAUGUGUGGGGGCAGUCUGGAGAUCCUGCCCUGCAGUCGCGUGGGCCACGUCUUCAGGAAGCGCCACCCCUACGAUUUCCCAGAGGGCAACGCUCUGACAUAUAUCAAGAACACGCGUCGGGCGGCGGAGGUGUGGAUGGACGAGUAUAAGCAGUACUACUACGCCGCUCGGCCCUCUGCUCAGGGCAAGGCCUUCGGGAGCAUCACAGAGCGGGUGGAGCUGCGGCACAAGUUAAACUGCAACUCGUUCCGCUGGUACCUGGAGAACGUCUAUCCUGAGCUCAGGAUCCCUGAGCAAGAGGCCGUGUACAGCGUGCUGAAGCAAGGUGGCCAGUGUCUGGAGACUGAGGGGACGGACAUGUUGGGCCUGGCCGACUGCAAGGGCAGCAGCGCCAGCAGAGUGCAGGCACAGAGAUGGACGCUGUCCGAGCCUCAGAUCCGGCAGCAGGACCUCUGUCUCGCCAUCAGCGCCUUCACUCCGGGGUCAAAGGUCAAGAUGGAGCCCUGCAACUUCAAGGAGCCCAGACAGAAGUGGAGGCCUAAAGGCACCGCCCUGCAGCACAUGGUCAGCGGUCUCUGCCUCGACAGCCAGCCCCCCGCCGGUCCACCAAUCAUCACCCAGUGUCACCCCCAGUUGGCCAGCCAAUCGUGGGAGCCCCAGCUCAUCACCUGACCUUGGGAGAGACGAGGAUGAAGAAGAGGAGGAGGAAGCAGUUUCGGGUGGACGAAGCCAGAUGGAUUGACUGUGUGGAGAGUGUUUGGUGGUGGUGGUGGUGGUGGUGGUGCGUCGCCUGCACUGGGACUCUGAGGGGUGAGGGGCAUGUCUUCACACUGUAGUGGGCGGGAGAUGCUGCUGUCUUAGUCGUAGAGGACUUUAUUUUUGUCCAAAGGUUAAUGCCAUUGUGUUCGGUCCAAGGGGUGUUUUGUGACAUUUCUUUCUGUGGUCAGUAAGAUUGAUGAUAUUGGGGAUGGAUAGACAGAUGGAGGGAGAGAGAGAGAGAGAGGGAAGGGAGAGAGAGAGGGCAAGAUUUAUUGCACCUUUUACCCUCUUAAACAGCUCAUAUCUGUAUAUUCUCUCAUUCUCAUGGCCAAUGUGGUUCUCAUUGAUUAACUUAAAUCCCAUGGAAGCUAUUGACUGUUCAUCGUUUUAAUGGCUGUCUUGACUCUGAGUUUCACAGUGCAUUCCUCAAAGUGAUGUUGUAUAUAUUGUAGAAAGCUCCAGCCAUAAUCUUUUUUUAAGUCUUUAAUUUCAAAAUAUAAAAUAUUUGUAGGCAGUAUGAGGAUGCUCAUAAAUUCUUAUGCUGUUUUUAGAGCCAAGAGAAACAUUACAGUUGCUGUCUGGGCUGACAGUCAGAAGUUUGGCUCAUUGUCAUUCCAAAUAGAUCAGACGAGGCUUGGAAGAGAGGGCACGGUUUAAUAAAGCACUGGAACGUUUCAUGCUAAAUGGACUGAACUGCAGACGGUUUAUGGGAUGUGUGCUAUACAAUGCACAGGUCCAUGCACAGCAUCUGACAUUUAUUUUGCAUGGCCUCCAAAACCAAAACGCAUUCAGCUGGAGGUAAACGAUGCAGUGAGCCCAAAGAAUGUUUUAUUGCUAUUUUUGUGUUUUUAAAUUCUUUUUGUAAAUACUUGAGGCUUGAAUAAGCUUUGUUUUGGAAUAUCUGACCAUCCAUGUCAUUUGAAAAAACAAAUAAAAAAUGGCAACC
Molecule: messenger RNA, 3299 nt
Organism: Sardina pilchardus (European sardine)
Lineage: Eukaryota; Metazoa; Chordata; Actinopteri; Clupeiformes; Clupeidae
Gene: galnt16
Product: UDP-N-acetyl-alpha-D-galactosamine:polypeptide N-acetylgalactosaminyltransferase 16
Exons: 15
Coding region: 554-2266 (570 amino acids)
Biological process (GO): protein O-linked glycosylation
Cellular component (GO): Golgi apparatus
Molecular function (GO): polypeptide N-acetylgalactosaminyltransferase activity
Source: RefSeq, a predicted model, not a curated record